Molecule: messenger RNA, 1454 nt
Organism: Cynara cardunculus var. scolymus (artichoke)
Lineage: Eukaryota; Viridiplantae; Streptophyta; Magnoliopsida; Asterales; Asteraceae
Product: basic 7S globulin 2-like
Exons: 1
Coding region: 1-1323 (440 amino acids)
Biological process (GO): proteolysis
Molecular function (GO): aspartic-type endopeptidase activity
Source: RefSeq, a predicted model, not a curated record
AUGCUUUCAAUUUUGCAACUAUUUGUUGUCAUUUUAGCCUUCAUCUCUCAUGAAUAUGAAGCCAUAUCACAAUACGUACCACCAUACACUUCUGUAGUUGCACCUAUAAACAAGCACACCGAUGUUGCUAAACCUCUUUACAGCUUCGACGUCAUGACUGCAUGGGUAGACAUGAAGUUCAUGCAUGAAAAGUUGAUCAUAGACAUCGAUGCUCCUUUCAUAUGGCAUGACUGCAUCUUGAUAUGGAACUACUAUGGAGUCCCUUGUCCCGUUAACAAGCGUUGCACGAACCCCGUUUCAUGCGAAGAAUACCAAUGCACCAGCGUUCGAACUACCUAUUCAUAUGUGAAUCCUAAUUGCCCUCCGGUAAACAACGGCUCGACAUUGCCUGGUUGGGGAUAUUGUACAUGCCCGGUCACGGUGGUUCACCCCGUUACCGGAUGGUGUGGCCAAGCCUUGCUUGACUACGACGAUUUCACCAUGAGCACAAGCAACGGUAGAGAUGUUUUUACUGGUUUAUAUGGUGCUUACCCUAAUGCUGCUUGUCUUUCUUCUUCUUCAUUUGCUCCAUCUUCUUCGUUUGGAUCAUUCCCUGAAAAUGUCACUGGGGUCAUGGCCUUUUCGACUUCGCCUUACGCGUUUCCGGCUUAUUUGUAUCAGCCACUCAAAAAGACAUUAGCUUUAUGUCUGCCUAGCACUCUGUCUGCUCCAGGGGUUCUAUUCUUUGGAACUGGUCCUUAUUACCUUCUUCCUCAAUCAGAUGUAGAUGUAAGAAGUUUACUUUCUUAUACUCCGUUGAUCACGCAACCGAAUUCUUUUGGAUACUAUAUCGGUGUCAAUGCCAUUGUAAUUAAAAAGCGAUCAAUCGACCUUCCUUCGAAUACAACUACAAAGCUUAGUACAAUCGAUCCUUACACUGUGCUAAGAACCGACAUUUAUAACUGGGUGGUUCGGAGGUUUUCAAUGGUUACGAAACGAAUCCUUAAGACAACACCAAUCGCACCAUUUGGGCUUUGUUUCAACACCAAAGGUAACCAUUCUAGUUUAAAACUUGCUGAUAUUGAUUUCAGUCUCCAGGAUGGGAAGAAGUGGAGUAUAUCUACGGCUAACUCCAUUAAGCAAAUGACCGAAGAUGUGUCGUGUCUAGCGUUUGUUGACGGUGGUGCGACAAGUGAACCUGCGAUCGUGAUUGGAACGUUUCAGUUCGAGGAUAACUUUCUGUUGUUUGAUUUGGAGAAUUCGACUUUCGGGUUUAGUUCUUCGUUGUUACGUAAGCAGACUACUUGUUCAAACUUCAAUUUUACAGUAACUUCAAGCAAUUGAAACCCGUUUCGAGAGAACAUAUUCAGAUGGAUGUGUUUCUAGUUUGUAUUCCACAUUAAGACAUUCUUGUGGGAUAUGUAUUAAGUCGUCUUAAUUGUUAGGCUAUGGUUAUAUUGUUUGAUAAAGAAGUU